Messenger RNA from Plasmopara halstedii, 513 nucleotides. RefSeq lists its product as uncharacterized. The record is from RefSeq and is a predicted model, not a curated record. The transcript has a single exon. NCBI's taxonomy places the organism in Eukaryota, Oomycota, Peronosporomycetes, Peronosporales, Peronosporaceae. Bases 1 to 513 code for a protein of 170 amino acids.
AUGUUGCUUGAUUUCACAAAACCGGAUAUAUUGGAAAACGAUGACUUUAAACGUUUGGUCAAGUACGAGGUCCUUUGGAAUUUUUCCCGCUAUCAUAGCAGCAUACAGGACACACCCGUGUGGAAAACUCUGAAGACACGUGCAAAGACAGACAAAGGCACUUUGAUCGAACGUUUAAAGCAGGCAACUAUUGUCAAAGCAACAACGCCAUGGCAAGUAAGAAAGGUAAUUGAAUAUUAUUCGACCGAAGAAGACUAUUUGAUUAUAAGCGCAUGGGCAGACUAUGUUUCCACGCUCGAUUUCCAGCCUCUUGAUUCGAAUGUGGCUACCAUAUUUGUUACCAUUUAUACCGCCUCUGAGCUAGACUCAUUAUUUGAAAAUGUAUUUCACAUAUUGGAGGCUGAUGAAGAAGAUGGUGCGAUAAGGUAUCCGCUACUUAAUUCUGUGACAGAUGCAGAGCAGAAGCUCGCUACGUUGACGAACUCACUAUUCAACGAGAUUUUAAGAUUUUAG